CUGCUGUCAGCGAGUUCCAUACCUAAUAGCAUGUGAAGUUCGCCAAAAAGUGCCCAGCUGAAAUACAAAUCUUAAAAAAUGUCUGGUAAUUCACCGAGAAGAGCAUUAAAUUUACAGAGUGUGCUGAAAUAUUCGGUUGAACACACUACAAACACAGAAGCCGAUGCACAGCUAAGCACCGAUCUAGAUGAAGAGAAAAGUCGAUUCCUAGAGGGUGCACUUAAUUCACUCACAGUCGGCGCAUCGAAUGACUUUAAAACCGCAUUAGAAAUUCUAGACAGCCUAGCGACGAGUGUAGAGGAAAAGAAGGAGAGUCUGGAUCAUCUAAGGAGCCACAUUGAUGACAUCGAUCUGGCGAAUGCCCUGGCCAAAAUGGGCGGCACAAAGACUUUAAUCCGAUAUGUAACAGCGCCGCAAAGGGAGCUGCAGGCAUUGUCCAUUAAUAUUGUCGCUGAAAUGGCACAAAAUAACAUAUUUUGUCAGGACAUAUUCACCAAGGAUAAAUUCUUGCCUGCGCUUGCACGAAAUUUGAGUGAAGCGAAGAGUAAUGAGAAUAUAGUUCGGUGUUCCAUCUAUGCCAUCUCAUCGAUAAUACGCAGCUUUCCGCCAGGCAUGAAUGAGUUCAAGCGAAUAAAUGGUGUUAAGGCGCUACUGCCGUGCCUGAAGUCCGCCAAUUCAGAUGUCUAUAUAAAAUCAGCAUUUCUCAUAGCAUCCUUGUCCUCACUGGAUAAGUCGCUGAGAGAUGCUUUUGUUAAUUCCGACGCAUUUUCUAUGUUAAUGGAGAACGUGAAACCCAUCGAUGACUUUGAUGUGAAACAGGAGACCACCCUCCAUGCACUGUCCACGCUCUCAACGAAGACGAAUUUGAAACUGUCUGCGGAGAAACGCAAGAACUUGGAGCUUAUCUUGGCACAAGUAAUCUCCAACAACAAACAAAACGAAGAUUGUGAGGACAUAGUUAAUUAUGCAAAGGAAAUUUUGGACAACUUGAAUUGAAAGAGCACUGCCUUGCUCGAUAUAACAAUCACAGAAACGGUUAAAUAUAUUAAUUUAGUUGGUAGAAAUCUUAAAAGGGAUCACGCAAGAGUCUCGUCAAAUUGUUAAUGCAUUUUGGCUCAGUAUUAUUGGAAAUUUCAGUACAAGAUUAGCUGGAACAGGGCCUACAAGCUGAUCUACUGUCUCCCGGAAGUCCGCGCUCCAAUGGCAGUGGGUUGCGUAGUCUUGGAUCAACCAGUGAUCCACAUGAAUUGUGCGCUUGUUAGGCCGAUUACGUGGAUUGCAGUUUUGAUUUAAACUUACGAAACAUAUUCCUCUUGGAGCGCUGAUCCCCGUGCGACAGUGGACAGUUUGUAGGCUCCGUUCCGUAAUCACCUGUCUGUUCAUAAUGCAAUUUUAAACAGUACUGGGAUUGGCGAAACUCGAACUUGAGCUCCAAUG
Molecule: messenger RNA, 1437 nt
Organism: Drosophila guanche
Lineage: Eukaryota; Metazoa; Arthropoda; Insecta; Diptera; Drosophilidae
Product: hsp70 nucleotide exchange factor fes1
Exons: 5
Coding region: 79-996 (305 amino acids)
Source: RefSeq, a predicted model, not a curated record